Molecule: messenger RNA, 3984 nt
Organism: Leguminivora glycinivorella
Lineage: Eukaryota; Metazoa; Arthropoda; Insecta; Lepidoptera; Tortricidae
Product: protein ALP1-like
Exons: 3
Coding region: 860-2107 (415 amino acids)
Source: RefSeq, a predicted model, not a curated record
UUGUGCGAUAUGCAUAAGGGGACAAUUAGGUGCUUGUCGUCCUCUUCGUCCAGCCCGUAAACGUUGAUUCUAAUAUUAUUAUUAUUCUCAAAUGUUUUACUAUCCUUUAAUUGAGUGGGGAAUGUGACCCCAGGCCAAUCUAAACAAUCCUUAUAUCUCAAAUAUUUCGAAAGUUGGAAUAAUUUUGUAACUUGAAAUUAAUAAAAUUUUGUAAAAUAAAAAGAAAAAUCUUUCAUUGGAACACCUUAUUUUCAGGUAAGUGGAAAAGAAAAAAAGAAAACGAACAUUACACUAACCAAAAAAAAUAAAAUCGCAUUGCAUAAUUACAUAUUUAAACUAUACUACAAAAUUACGUGGAAAAAUUUACAUACUUACUCAUAUGGUCGCCCACAGAAGGCAUAACACACAGUGUAUUCGCCCCCUGUGAUGUAUAGAGGUACACCCCCCUAACCUCGAACACUUCAGGGGGAAAAGUUUUAAGCAGCUUAAUGAACUGCUUAUAAUUUACAUUUACACCACCAGUGGUGCAGUCGAUAUGGUCAGAUAAAAUCCUCCACAUUUCGUGGAGGGUGUAAUAUUUUUCAUUCCAAAACCUAAAAUAUAGAGUUCGUAAAAUGAGCGUUACUUUCACAGUGAGGCAAUAUAUCGCCAUUUCACCUUGCCAUAGUGAUAAAGCUGAGGACACACGACGACACUGACACUCAUCACAAAUGUCGACACUAGUGUAGAUUGCGUCCUCAUGGUAAGCAAUUUUUUGUGUCGACAUCGGUGUAAACAUUUUAAUGUCCCGGUUAUGUGUGGUUAGCUGUCUACACGGAUCGAUGCUACACUGCAAUUCAGUGUGGUACAUUUCCUCGCCAUGAACAGACGUGCUGCUGCCGCGGUUGUCGCAAUAUGUGUUUCAAUUAAAAUGCGUCGUCGUAAGAAGAGAUCGAUAUGGGUUAAAGAUUGGAUUAAAAGAAGAGCCCAGCUGGGGGCAUAUAAUAAAUUGUUAUCUGAACUGGAAAACGAAGAUCCAGAAUGCUACAGAAACUUUCUGCGGAUGAAACACGAAGACUUUCAAUAUUUAUGUAACAAGAUUUCGCCUGCGAUAAAGAAACAAGAUACGAAUAUGAGAUUAGCUAUUAGUGUGGAAGAACGAUUGGCGAUAACACUGAGAUUUUUGGCGUCAGGAGAUUCGUAUCGAUCGCUCUCGUACUUAUUUCGAGUACCACGGCAAACAAUUUCAAAAAUAAUACCUGAAUGUUGCGAAGCUAUCUACAGAUUUUUGAAAGAAGAUUACAUGAAGGUACCCUCCUCUGAAGAUGAAUGGAAAAAAAUAUCUGAAGAUUUUAAAAAUAAAUGGAACUUUCCAAAUUUGGUAGGAGCAUUAGAUGGCAAACAUGUGGUGAUGGUGGCACCCCAGCAUAGUGGGAGUGUGUACUUUAAUUAUAAAGGUACAUACAGUAUUGUAUUAAUGGCAUUAGUUGAUGCAAAUUACAAAUUUAUUUACACAGACGUUGGGUGCAAUGGGCGAAUCUCCGAUGGAGGCGUGUUUACAAAUUGUACACUUUCAAUGGCUUUAAGCGAGGGAACACUUAAUAUACCACCACCACAGCCACUUCCUGGUAGAAUCAAAAAUGUGCCUCAUGUCAUUAUUGCUGAUGAUGCUUUUCCACUAAAGCCCUAUCUUAUGAAACCUUAUCCUUUUCGCAAUCAACCAGGUCCCAAUCGUGUUUAUAACUACAGAUUGUCGAGGGCUCGACGCGUAGUGGAAAAUGCGUUUGGCAUACUCGCAAACAGAUUUAGGAUAUUAAGGAAGCCUAUAGAACUAUGUCCUGAAAAGGUUACAAAAAUUGUAAGUGCAACCUGCGUGUUGCAUAAUUUCCUCUUACACCGGAAUUCGAGACAUUUAUAUGCACCACAAGGCACUUUCGAUGAGGAAAUUGAUGGUGUAUUGAUUCCUGGUAGUUGGAGAUCAGAUGCCCUUCCGGAUAGUGCACUGUUUUCAGAAAGGCCACUGGCAUCUAACAUGUCCAAUUUAAGUAAAGAAAUUCGUGAAGAAUAUAAAGAAUAUUUUGUAUCUCCUGAAGGUGAAGUUAGCUGGCAAUACAGAUAUAUAAGUUAAAAUUAAUAAAGAACUCACCAAACUUCCUUGUGUUUCACUUGCUGGUUCGACGUUCGGGGUUAAAAACAUUAAACUUGAGAAAUACUCCCACUUGCUUACAUAAUUUUCAUCUGUGCCCUGUCCGCUCUUCUUUUUCUUUAGUUUUCUUAAUUCAUUAUUAAAUUGAGUCCGCAAAUUGUGAAGUUUUCUAUUUAUUUCUACAGCAGUAGUAUUAAAUUGUUCCGCCAAACAUUCUAUUGCCGCUGUCUUUUUAUUUCGAUUUUUAUAAUGGCUAUUUGAUAUUUGCCAUAGUUCUGGCAAGCCUUCAUAAUAUAAAAUCAAUAAUUUUAUGUCCUCUGCAGACCAUGCACGUGACGCCAUAUUGGUCUAGCUAAAAAUUUCGCGCAGGUUCGAAAUUCGCGACACUUGUGUCGGACAGUGCGCACGACCUGUCUCCACGGCUGCAACACAGACACUGACCGACAUUGCCACAACAACUGCAACUAAGUGUCGCGGCAGUGGACACACACAGACAUUCGAUGUAUACAUUGAGUGUCUAAUGUCAAGUGUCGCCGUGUGUCCUCAGCUUAAGAGCGUGAAUCUUUCUAGCUCUUGAAUUGUUAUCGCCUUCAUCACAUCCAAUCUCUCUCGAGAUGGCCACGAUGAGGCUGCUGAUGUGCUCGACGAUGUUUUGUCAGACGACAUAGUUCUGCAACAAUAACGCCACUUUAUAUCACUAUUCAUAUGUAAAUCUUUACUUAAUUAGUUACACGUUUUUUGCAAACACAUACACACACACACACACACACACACUCACACAAAACACGCACUGAUAGUUCGGGAGAGGGUGAGGUCUAUUCGAAUGCCAACUCGACUCGAAUGUUUUCCCCACCUCCCCCAUUACUAUUUGAUACUUUUGCCCCCGUCGAGGACGGCCAAUUGCUCGUCCUUUAGCAUUGAGAUUGAGAAGCGCCCGGGGAGUGACACGUGGCCGUAAUCUUCUAUUAAAAGCACGACUUUCCGAACUUGGAAUGGAAGCGCUUACAGGAUGAGAUUAACAGUUUCUUCUGCCUCGGCAGGUCCCUGAGUGGGACCCAUUCAAUGAGGCUGGCCCCGACAGCGUUGAGGGCCUCCAGGCUGGUGGUGGUGGCGUUGGUCGAUGAUGAAUUGAUGAUGACAUUUUUCAGUUUGUCAAAAUCAAACACAGACAGUUAAAACGACAUGACAAAAAAUAAUCUAUACGAAAAAUAAUCUAUACCUUAAGGGAACAAACGUGGAUCAGCGAAUUCUUGUUUAAUACUAUGAGUAGAAACGGUGGACGGCGGAAAUUAGAAUACAAUGCACAGUUAUAAGAAGGGCGCCAGAACCGAUUGCCGGUUCAAUAAUGCAGAUAAUGGAGAUUGGAAAGAUUUAACCUUGAACGUAGAAAACCACGACUGCCACCUCAGCCGCCUUGGGAUGGAGUGUAGUGUGGGUGGAGGGCAGCGUCAGCUUGCCGCCUGCAGGUUACCGGAACACAGCGGGGAAUGCUCGCGACCGGUGCGCGGAUUGGGCGACACGCCGUGAACCCUGAAAUGUUUAUACCAAUCUGUAAGUAAAAUUCCAAAGACGGUGGCCGUGAGAGUGGCCGGGUCCGCCCGCAGGACUGGGGAAUUGCCCCGGGAUUUGAAUUCCGAACGUCAACGUGUUCUGUGAAACGACCUAGUACUAAUUGGAAUUUACCCAUAAGCCCGCCAUAACCUACGUGACAAGUUGAAUCUCAACAGGGUUUAAAGAAUGUACAACUUACCGUUGGUGGACAAAAGGCGGGCGGGGAGCAAUUUUGCACCUAUUUCAACACCCGAGCACGCUGGGCGUCGCCCAUCACAACCGAAACAUGGUUUUUAGCGUCCCAUUCC